GACAGUAUUCUAUAAAUUUGACACAUAUGUAAUGUAUUGAUAAUAUUGAUAUUCAUUAUAUACACCUUUCAUCCAAUAGAAAAUAUAAUUUGCGAUUAAAGAUGGAUGCAAGGUUGACUUUCCAUUGAAUGUGCAAUACAAAGUGUGAGAAUCUAAAAUGGCAAUUACUCCGCCCAAUAUUUGCAAUCGUGAAGAAACGACCUUGCAAGACAUAGCUGUUGACAAUAAUCUGCCCAGUCCCCAAUCUCUUGCUACUACUUCGUCCUCCGAAGACAUUCCGCCCCCAAAGGUUGAUUAUUAUGCCCCACCGCCAUAUGAGGUGGCUACUAAAGAGACAAAGUUGCCAACAUAUGAAGAAGUGCAAAGAGAAAAGAAUUUAGAGGGACAGGAUAUUCCUAUUCCAAUAAAUUCUCCAAGUACGAGAGCAUUACCCUUUCGUCAACCAGGGCAAAGAAUUAUAACAAUUGAUGCCGAUAUAAAUGAAGAGGUGGAUACAUCUCUACUAGGAACCGACUUCAUGUUUUAUAUAGCCUUUUUUGGUGAAUUCAUAAAAUGUUGCAAAUAUGCAGAAGAGUUUCUAGGUAUUCUGUUGAAAGGACUCAAUGUUGAAAUUUUGGAGUUGGUUAAAUGUUGCACUGAAGAUGAAAAACCUCCUGUUGAUUCAGCAACGGGCAAUGAUUCAAGAACCAAAAGAACAGACUUCCAGUACAUGAUAAGCGAAAUAUUUGGCGGGCAACUGAAGUCGAGCAUACAUCAUGCUGGAGAUCACAUUAAUGAGAAUAUCUAG
Molecule: messenger RNA, 787 nt
Organism: Leptinotarsa decemlineata (Colorado potato beetle)
Lineage: Eukaryota; Metazoa; Arthropoda; Insecta; Coleoptera; Chrysomelidae
Gene: Ndfip
Product: Nedd4 family interacting protein
Biological process (GO): vacuolar transport; metal ion transport; ubiquitin-dependent protein catabolic process
Cellular component (GO): perinuclear region of cytoplasm; Golgi apparatus; endoplasmic reticulum
Molecular function (GO): WW domain binding
Source: RefSeq, a predicted model, not a curated record